Cherax quadricarinatus is the source of this 2608-nucleotide messenger RNA. The record is from RefSeq and is a predicted model, not a curated record. Lineage: Eukaryota; Metazoa; Arthropoda; Malacostraca; Decapoda; Parastacidae.
CGCUGCAGUGAGACUUGACGUUUGUAUUGGAAGUGUCCUCGUAGGAGCAGCAUCUAAGAGCGCCGUUGCCUCGACUGCUCGUUGCUGUGAUAAACUGAGAGCUUGAAACAAAUACUGCGUGCAAAGUUGAUAUUUGACGGUCAAGAUGAAGUUGAUUGUGCUGGUAGCCAUGCUGGGCCUGAGCCUCGCCGCCCCUCAAGGUCUGGAUCCAGACGCUGAAGUCAUCCCGGGAGGCCUGAGGCCCUCCCGGCGGCGGCCCACCACAAGAGACGGAGAUGACGGCUUCGAGAUCCUGGUGUUUGAACCUCGAGCUCGUCCCAACAUCGUGAUGACCACCCUCCUCAGAGAUCUGCUUGGACUGAGACGGUCUCUUGGUGAAAACAACCGUGGAAACUCUGCACCAGCCACAGUUCCACCUGAAGAUGACCCCAAGCCCCGUCAGGAGUCUGACGACACCCCGUUGCUGUUCUUCGACAGACCAUUCUUCCCUGAGGUCUUCAGGCGCCCCUUGUUUCCUCGAGUAUCCUUCCCUAGGCUGCCAUCCUUCGACUCCUUCCCGGACAUCCCCAACCUGCCAGCCAACUACGACAAUGUCACCCAUGAGGUUAAGAUUGUCAACGGGUCUCGUGUUGAAAUGAACCGCACCAUGACGAAGACGACUAACGAUAAUGGCAGCGUAUUCUUCACUCAAGUCCAAACGUUCAGGAGACUGCCGGAAGCCUCUCCUGAUGAUGACAGCGAGGUGUCAGCUGCUGGUGGUGAGUCUCUGGACUCUCCUGCGGAAACUGACACUCAGGACACCCAAAUCUGGCAGGGUGCCAGAAGGAAACACCGUCGACAAUCAAGUGGAACUGUACGAGGACUUCGGGGUAAGGACUUGUGUGUUCCUGCUAAUUCAGCUGAUCUCCGAGCCAAGUUAACCAACAUUGCUAACAUGCAGCGUUCUUCUGAAAUUCCCUUAUCCCGCAACCGUCGCUGGUUCCUAGAGUGGUUCAACAACGUCGGUAGGCGCACACCCACGCCUGCCACCACCAACUCCCACUUCUACCACAACCACCACCCCAACGCCCUCAGUCAGCCUACUGACAAAGUCACCUACAACACGGGAGACAAACCUUUCCCUGAAGCGGAGUCUGCCGCUCACGGACACAGAAGACCUACGACUAGAUCGCACAAACCAAGUAGUGUCAGGAUACCUAUUAUCAACGACGCUGACAUCGCUGUCAACUACGGUCCUGCAACCCGCACUGUAGAUCCUGACGCUGAGGUCAUAGACUAUAAUCUCAUCAGGGAAGAUGAGCGUAGAUAUUCCGGGAACCGUGCCCAGCCAGUCAGGUCACAACCAAUGAUAUCUCAGCCAGUCAGGUCAAAACCAAUGUUGUCUCAGCCAAUCAGGUCACAACCAAUGUUGUCUCAGCCAAUCAGGUCACAACCAAUGAUGUCUCAGCCAAUCAGAUCACAACCAAUGAUGUCUCAGCCAAUCAGGUCAAAACCAAUGUUGUCUCAGCCAAUCAGGUCACAAUCCCUUAGGUUAUAAAUGCAUCAUAGCGUCAUUUUUCCACUACUACUACGUGACAAUCAGGAUUCCCUUCAGGUCCCCCCGAACUUCUCUAGCUGAUCAGUGUUUACUUCAGUUUCUCACAUCCUCCUCAUCCAGACCUAAUAAGACAGAGCAGCUCUAUUUAUUUAUUGUAUUAUGGGUGGCGUGCUGCUGGGAAUGGGUGGUGUAAUCCCUCAAUUGCCAAAAUACAAUACUCAUUUCUGUAUGUUCAAAAAUAUCCUGAAAAUUCCGCAAUGACGCGAAGAUAAAUGAAAGAAACGCAUAGUUUAGCGACUGAGAGGAACCAUUAAGUCCUAUCACAUGGCCUCUGCAGUUGGAAUGCAGCUGAGGAAAAGUUAAUGAUAUGUUACCAAUUAAUAUCGGUUCCUCGUCAGCGUUCAGCUGUGGUUUCUAGCAUUUAAAAAUAUAUUCCGAUAAUUUUUUUUUUCAAUGAUGCCAAAGUGAAAGACUCUGGAAUUAAAGACCCUGUUUGGUUCCUAUUUUUAUAUUUGCCUUUUGUGUGUUCGUGUUUGUAAAUCUGUUUCUAUGGCAUGUGUGGUCGUAAGCUUGUUUUUUUGCAUGUUCGAUAGUUUGUGUGACAUGUAUUCACCUAAUUGUGGUUGCAGGGGUCGAUUUACUCAUCCUGGCUCCGAUGUGUGUGUGUGUAUGUGUGUGUGUGUGUGUGUGUGUGUGUGUGUGUGUGUGUGUUGUGUGUGUGUGUGUGUGUGUGUGUGUGUGUGUGUGUGUGUGUAAGCUUGUGCUUGUGCAUGUGGUAGUGUUGUAAGUCUGUGUGGCAUGCGUGUUCAUAAACUUGCGUUUGGGCAUGUGACAGUGUUUGUGAAUCUGUGUUUGUGUGUUACUGGUAGUAUACUAUUGAUGAGUUCCUCUUAUUACUGAGCAUUAUAACUCCCAGAGCUCACGCUCUCCACAGUACCAAAGAUGGAAAGAUUUUCCGGUUUGACACUUGAAAUUCAUGCAUAAAUGUAUUACUAUCUCGUUGUGAGUGAUUAACUGGUUAUUUUUUUAUUAUUUAUGUCAUAUUUUUAAUAAAAGAAUUACUUUUGGUAU